Messenger RNA from Micropterus salmoides (largemouth bass), 521 nucleotides. RefSeq names its product NADH:ubiquinone oxidoreductase subunit B3 (gene ndufb3). Lineage: Eukaryota; Metazoa; Chordata; Actinopteri; Centrarchiformes; Centrarchidae. Gene Ontology annotation, biological process: mitochondrial respiratory chain complex I assembly; electron transport chain. The record is from RefSeq and is a predicted model, not a curated record. Gene Ontology annotation, cellular component: mitochondrion. The transcript is spliced from 3 exons. The coding region runs from base 158 to 436 and encodes 92 amino acids.
GGGCAGCAAUACGACGUGGCUGCGUCUAGUCUGCCAAGUUAAAAAAAAGCAGAAGAAGGUAUUUUGUCCAGAAUACUGUGCCGUAGUUUUGCCGCAAAACAACGGUGGCUGUCGCAACAUUUAGUCCAGCAUCAGAGGUCACAACAAGCCGCUCAGCAUGGGAGGUGACCAUGGCCACAACAAGAUGUCCAUGCCAGACUGGCGGCAGUGGAAAGCAGAGGGAACACCACUGGAGUUCACACAGCAGAGGCUGGCAGCCAGGGGACUCAAGGAUCCAUGGGCACGUAACGAGGCUUGGAGAUACUCAGGCGGCUUUGCCCGUGCUGUGACUCUGUCUGAUGUGCUGCUGAGAGGAUUCAAGUGGGGCUUUGCUGCUUUUACUGUUGCUCUGGCUGUCGAGUACGCCCUCUUCCCACCAAAGAAGGGUGGCCACUAAUCGUCGUUGUCCCUCAAAGCCUAGUCCAUAAUGGAGUCUAAUAAUAUUCUAUAUUUUCUGUUUAUUAAAUAUCUUUUUGAUCACC